GAUGACGCGACCCCGCGACGUGCAUCAAUGCCUUUCUUAUCUCAUGUUCCUUCCUCACCCACGGCUUUGACAGAGGAUGCAAUUCGAAAGGUUGAGGCGAAAGAAUUUGAAUUGGAAUUGUAUCGGAGUCGAAGUAAAAUCAAACGAGGAGAUGCACAUAUGUUGUCCGUUCCGUCAACGUCGCAUAACAACAUAUUCAAUGCUCGAGUAUCUAAGGCAUCGAUUCGUAUGAGUUUAAAUACCAGAAUGCAAAAACGAUUGAAUAUUGCUUUAGAAAUCAUAAAUACUGAGCGUCAUUACGUGGAAUGUUUAUUGCUUGUGCAAAAAUUGUUCCUCGGCCCUCUUGUUGAAUCGUUAUCAACGGAAAAUCCAAUACUGACAAAAAGGUCUAUCAACGAAAUUUUUGCAAACCUACCUGAUUUGAUUAAUGUCAAUACCGAGUUGUUGAGAAGAUUGGAAGAGAGAAUUGCCGGUCCCAUAAAUGAAGACGAAGAAGACGAUGUUGAAUUUGAAUUUUGGGAUCCUGAAAGCGGAAAAUUAGGAGACAUUUUUUUGAAUAUGGCCCCAUUCUUUAAAAUGUAUUCGGUCUAUGUAAAAAAUUUCAAUUCCGCCCUCGCCGUUAUUGACGUUCAGCUGAGAGACAACCCACAGUUUUCUGAAUUUUAUAGGAAUGUAAUUAAGACGGGACAAUGCAAGGGAUUAACAUUGCAAGCCUACCUGAUUAUGCCAGUGCAGAGGAUUCCUAGAUACAGAAUGUUACUAGAGGAUCUAUUAAAGAAAACGGCGGAAACCCACUCCGAUUAUCUUAAUUUAAGAAAGGCGUAUCAAGUGAUUGAACACGUUGCCACGUUUGUCAAUGAAACUAUCCGUCAACACGAGAUGUUCAUAACGAUGCUGGAGAUUCAGAAAUCUUUAAUAGGGUUUGACGAAGCGUUGUUGAUUCCUGGAAGGCGAUUUAUCAAAAGAGGAACAGUUAAGAAGAUAUGCCGUAGAAAUCAUCAACAGCGUGAAUUCUUUUUAUUUUCGGAUGUAUUAAUUUAUGCAAGUCCGACAUUGAUAGACAAUAUGUAUACAUUUCAUCGUAAGCUUGAUCUAGAGGACGUAAUGGUGCUAGGCGCAGAUGACAUUGAUGAUGAGAAAAAUGCGUUUCAAAUUCUUAGUCCUCGAAAAAGUUUCAUAGUCUAUGCAGAUACGCCCAAGGAUAAAGAUUCUUGGAUUAGUGUAAUCCGUGAGACAAAGGAUGAAUAUUUAAGUGCCAAAAGGACUCUAAAGAUUGAUGGCAGUUCAUGGUUGGAAAGGAAGGAUUCACAUAAGAAAAGAGUCGUUGAGAGUUACCAUGCACCUCUUUGGGUCCCUGAUUCUAAGGCUGAUAGGUGCAUGAAUUGUUCUGAAGAGUUUACCAUCUUCCGAAGAAAGCAUCAUUGUCGCGCGUGCGGUAAGAACUUUGUAAUACCGGGUUCGAACGAGAAUGAAGAUCAAAUGGCUCGUGCAUGUGAUCCUUGUUUCUUUACCAUGUUUCCUGAUGCCCUUCAGGACGAAGAUCUAGCCCCUGGAAUUCUUGUCUGGAAGCAAGCCGGUGGUCAUUCCAGAAAUAGCUCGGAGACUAAAAGUAAUAAAUGUAGUGCAUCGAACGCGGUAUUGCCUCACUUCAAAUCGAUCCACGAAGCGAUCGUAGCGAAACGUUGCGAAUUGUGUUUAAUAGAUUUUAACAUUUUUCGAUGGCGCGUGA
This is a messenger RNA of Acaulospora morrowiae, 1729 nucleotides long. Lineage: Eukaryota; Fungi; Glomeromycota; Glomeromycetes; Diversisporales; Acaulosporaceae. The record is from the annotation of a GenBank genome assembly.